AUGAGGUCAGAUGAGGGCGUCAGAUCCCCUGCAGCUGGUGUAACAGCAUCUAUACACUUUAUAACCGGUCUGUCGGCAGAAGCCUGGGCUCCAAGGCCGACAGGAGAAAGGGAACUGAUUUCCGAAUGCUCCAACACGGCUUUAAGGAAGGGUCCUCCAGAUGUGACAACCAUACUAGAUUUGUCCCAUAACCUCCUUUUUAAACUCAGGAGCUCAGAUUUCCACUCUUUCUCCAAACUGCACUUUCUGAUCCUAUGCCAUAACUUUGACCUGAACAAGGAUUUAAGCUAUUUAGACUUGUCUUACAAUAGACCAGAGAUCAUAAUUUGGCUUCCCUUGACAGGUCUCAGACAUUUAGAUCUUUCUUUUAACGACUUUGACACUCUGCCUACCUGUGAAGAGAUUGGCAGCAUGCCACAUCUGGAAACCUUAGGCUUGAGCGGAUGAAAAAUACAGUAAUUAGAUCUCCAGAAAUCUGCUCAUUUGCCUCUCAGUGUCACGUCAUCAGGGCUGAGCACCCUUUCUCAGUAUGAAGAAGGCAGCCUGCCCACCCCAGACACAGCGGCCCAUCACAUUGUUUUACCGAGGAAUACAAAUUUCUGGGUGCUUUCCUGUGGUGGGAUAAAGACUAAAAAAAUAGUAGACGUGACAAAUAUAGAUGGCAAGAGCCAGUUUGUAAGUUAGGAGACUCCCCGAGGUCUUAUUGUGGAGAAUGCCAGGGCGUCCGCUCCGAUAGUUCAUAAAGGGCUUUUCUGGGAUGACCCUCCCCACAUCUUCCAGUUCCUGUGGCAGACGUCAAUGGAAUACCCCCAAAGUCUGCCUUACUUGAAAACUCUUGUUUUGAGAGCCAGCAAACUGGAGAUGCUUUCUCUGCUGAGUCUCUAUGCCAGCUGCGUGCCCUUGUUUCACUUGGCUCUGCGCCAGAACCUAUUAUGUCAUGGAAAUAGAGAACAUUGUGUGUGGCCAGACACCUUGGUCAUUUUGAACUUGUCAUCCACUAAAUUUGGUUCUGUCUUCAGAUGUUUACCCAGAAGUGUUCAAAUACUUGAUCUGAACAAUAACGAAAUCUGAGCAGUCGCUAAAAAGAUUACAUACCCGCGUUCUUUAUGAGAGCUAAGUGUUGACUUUAAUUUUCUAACUGACCUCCCUGGGUGCAAUCAUUUCACACAGAUGGAUUUAAUUGUCAGCCAAUCUCCGAAUUUUUUUUUUUUUUCCUGGAGCUGCCAAGAGGCAAAGACUCUAAAUGCAGGAAAAAAUCCACUCUAGGGUACUUGUGAAUUAAGAGAUUCCAUUUGGCUUGAAAAACAUUCCAAGGACCAGAUGGUCGGAUGGCCAGACUCAUACGCCUGUGAGUACCCUUUGUGUCUCAAGGGGACUCCAGUAAAAGAUGCUUAUCUUCCUGAAUUCUCUUGCGACACAACCUUGUUAACUGUCACCAUGGGGCUGAUGGGUUCUGGGUUCUGGGAAGACAAUCUGGAGACACAAGAUGGCUCUGUGUUGAUUUGUCUUCCCUGGAGAAACUUUGACCCUGACAGGAGCAUUGCUGAAAAUACUAUAAGCUACACCCCCCCACACACACACACAAAACAACCAAAAAACUGCUUCUCUGGGGAGGUGGUCCUGAAGAAAGCCGAUGGAGGGCGCUGGGGAGUCACUGGAUGCCAGGCUGGAUGCAUGGCAACACUGCUGUUAAGAAAUAAAUGCACGCCAGCUGGGAAACCCCUGACAAUCACGUGUGCAGAUGUUGCCCCCUGCAAAGAAACGGACAGAGAUGGGGCCUGGAGCCUGCAGAUAAUCUUCGCAUGUGCUGCAGGACGAUGA
Molecule: messenger RNA, 1821 nt
Organism: Acomys russatus (golden spiny mouse)
Lineage: Eukaryota; Metazoa; Chordata; Mammalia; Rodentia; Muridae
Gene: Tlr10
Product: toll like receptor 10
Biological process (GO): immune response; toll-like receptor signaling pathway; cellular response to bacterial lipopeptide
Cellular component (GO): membrane
Molecular function (GO): Toll-like receptor 2 binding; transmembrane signaling receptor activity; lipopeptide binding
Source: RefSeq, a predicted model, not a curated record